Messenger RNA from Physcomitrium patens, 4091 nucleotides. Its product is annotated as peptidyl serine alpha-galactosyltransferase. NCBI's taxonomy places the organism in Eukaryota, Viridiplantae, Streptophyta, Bryopsida, Funariales, Funariaceae. Gene Ontology annotation, molecular function: glycosyltransferase activity. The record is from RefSeq and is a predicted model, not a curated record.
UCCAUGAAGAUCAUGGUGUUUCUACACCUACAACACAUCCUCCUCCUCCUCUGCAGCAGCAGAAGCAGAAGCAGAAAGACCUGCAAGCGAUGGAAGAUAUGGUGGCGUUGAAGUUGGGGGAUGAUGGGAGCUGGAUGGGGUGAGGUAGGUGGUGAUGUUUCCUAAAGCUGCAUUCAAUGCCUGCGUCCUUUUCCUCUGCACUAGUAGGUUGAGGCCUGCACUGCUCGAGAUCAUCAGCAGGGCUCACAGAGAGAGGCGGUUUCUGCACUUGCAGCUCUCGUUUCGAGCACGCUCUCCGGUUCCUCUCUUCCCCUUCCUCGCUGUGGGUUGUGUGUGUGUGUGUGUGUGUCUGUCUGUCUGCUUACUUGCUUGCUUGCUUCCCUUCCUGUGGGUUGCAGUUGGCUGUCUUCUGGUUCGUUGAGGAAUGAGUAUCGAGCUACUGUUCUCAGCUGUCAUCCUGGAAGCGUGUUGAUGCUGGAACAAAUUGUGCUGGCGUUGCUGGGGUUAGUUGUGCGCUUAUGUGCUUGUUCAGAAAACUGGUCGGGGGUAUGGGAGAAGCUUGAGAGGAUCAGUUUCGGCAGAGCAGAGGUUAGGCUGUUAUUAUGUAGCUAGUGAAGUCUUGGGUGGAGUGUGGGCGAUUUAUUCCACGUCUUUACUACAUGUGCAGUAUUAUUGUUUACAGUUCAUGACGUGAGGAUACGAACCGAGAGAGAAAAUCUGCUUUAGCGCGUAACGUAGUAUACUUGUUCAUAAUUGUAUAGGGGUCCAUCGAGCCGGAUCUCACAAUGUGUAAAUGAGAUAAGCUUUCGGCACUUUGGGUGCACUUUCAGAGCUCGAAGCGUUUUUGAGGGCGCAUUAGUUAAUUCAAUGAAGCAAUUUGGAGCUUGAAGCGAGUAGAACUUUUUUUGGGUUUAGUAACUCUGUUUGGUUGCACCCGGAAGCUUCACGAAGUGUUGCUGUCCACGUUUCUUCACCUGUCAUUGUAAUCGAGGCAGAGGAAUAUCUGGCCAACAAUGUGGACGUAGUAAGGAAUUAAUCGUGUUUAAUCGUUUGAAUGUCCGAGAAAUUACUGCCCUAGUGGAUGAGGAGAUCGAGCUAUAACCAAGGGUUUGAAGAGAUAUGGACUUGUUAUCCUAUUGCUAGAGAAACUACCGCCAAUAAAUGUUUUUGUCGAGUCUCUGAGGUUCUCUACGGGGCCAUUCCAAUAUAAAUCAUGGCAAAUGUUGAGAGUAACCUCGACCUCCUGGAGCGCAUCUUCGUGUGGAGUGCGUUGACUGCAUGGAUGCUCGGCUCUCUUACCUCUGUGACCACAGCCAAGGUCAUUUCGAAGGAGUUUCCGAAUGUGCAGACAUUCAGUGAUGGUACUCUGAAGAGCCCCUGGCGUAUGCACACCCUGUUCUCCGUGGAGUGUCAUGUAUACUUCGACUGGCAGACAGUGGGCAUGAUACACAGCUUCAAGAAAAGUGGACAGCCGGGUUCUGUGACUCGUCUGCUCAGCUGCACCGACGAGAAGCUGGAGAGUUACCGUGGGAUGGACUUGGCCCCCACCCACAAAGUUCCUUCCAUGAGCAAGCACCCUGUUACUGGAGACUGGUAUCCAGCGAUUAAUAAACCUGCAGGUGUGGUUCACUGGCUGAACAACAACAAAGAUGCCCAAAAUGUUGAUUGGGUACUCAUUCUGGACGCAGACCAAAUCAUCCGUCACCCCAUAACACCAUGGGCUCUCGGCGCUGAAAUAGGGAAACCUGUUGCAGCUCGAUAUGGGUAUCUGAUAGGAUGUGACAAUGAACUUGCUAAGCUGCACACAAAGCAUCCAUAUCUGUGUGACAAAGUCGGAGGAUUUAUCAUGAUGCACAUCGAAGAUUUGCGCAAGUUUGCUCCACUCUGGCUCUCAAAAACCGAAGAUGUGCGGAAUGAUCGUGACCACUGGGCAACUAACAUUACUGGCGACAUUUAUGGCAAAGGCUGGAUUAGUGAGAUGUAUGGGUACUCGUUUGGAGCUGCUGAGGUGGGAUUAAGGCAUAAAAUCGAUGACGUAGUGAUGAUCUAUCCAGGCUACAUACCACAAGCGGGUGUAGAGCCUUUGUUGAUGCACUACGGCCUCCCAUUUAAAGUCGGGGACUGGGAAUUCGCAAAGCUGCAACAUUUCGACGACGAUCUCGUUCAUGAAUGCAAUCGUCUGUUUGCAGCUCCUCCUUCUCCUCACGAGGUUGAAAAGAAGCAACUUGAUCGCAAUCAGCUGAGAGCCGAUCUCUUAAGUAUAGAGUGCAUCAAUACGAUCAACGAAGGACUUGUUAUCCACCAUGAGACUCAUGGAUGUCCCAAAAUUGAGGAAACGGACUAUGUCAAGUUUUUGAUGGAGAAUGCACACCAGGAAGCUCAUAAACUACCGCAAGAAGAACAACAACCUGCAAAGAUUCUAUAUUAUCCUCGCAUUCACACACUUUUCUCCGCAGAAUGCACUCCAUAUUUUGAUUGGCAAACAGUUGGACUGGUGCAUAGUUUCAAACAGAGCAAGCAGCCAGGGUAUAUCACUCGGUUGCUAAGCUGCACAGACGAGAACCUCAAGACUUAUAGAGGCAUGAACCUGGCGCCCACCCACAUCGUCCCCUCAAUGAGCCUUCAUCCUCUUACUGGAGACUGGUAUCCGGCCAUCAACAAGCCAGCCGCCGUGCUUCACUGGUUGAACCAUGUACAAACAGAUGCAGAGUUUAUCAUAAUUUUAGAUGCAGAUAUGAUAAUGAGGGGACCUAUUACCCCUUGGGAGUACGGCGCCGAAAAAGACCUGGUUGUUGCAGCCCCAUAUGACUAUUUAAUUGGUUGUGACAACAUUCUCGCUCAACUCCACACAAGAAACCCACAAGCGUGCAGCAAAGUAGGUGGAGUCUUGAUUAUCCACAUCGAAAAUCUUCGCCGCUUGGCUCCUUUCUGGCUCCACAAAACAGAAGAAGUGCGGGCAGAUAAAGCCCAUUGGGCAACGAACAUCACUGGAGAUAUGUACGAGCAGGGAUGGAUCAGUGAGAUGUAUGGAUAUUCAUUUGGUGCAGCUGAGAUCAACCUGAAGCACAAGCGACGUGGCGACAUCAUGAUGUACCCGGGCUACGAGCCCAACACACCCCCGCGCCUGCUUCACUACGGUCUAAAGUUCAGCGUUGGAGACUGGCACUUCGACAAGGCAGAGUGGCGAGACCACGACAUGACCAACAACUGCUGGCAACAGUUUCCAGAACCUCCAGAUCAGUCCACGCUACCGAAGACUCUCACCACCCGAGAAUUCGCCCGGGACAACAUUAGCAUUGAAUGCAUCCGGACUCUCAACGAAGCACUCCACUUGCACCACCUCAAGCGGGGCUGCCGAGUGCCGCCAGUGCAAGAGGAGGAGGAGGAGAAGCCACUGGAAAAAAUAUCCAAGACACAACAGCAGCAUCCCAUCAAUCUGUCUUAUGUGCAGACUGAAAGAGAAGAUUCACGGCAUUCUAGAGCUCUGUCAACCAGGCCUGCCGAUACUGUUGCAGUUGUGAGUCUCAGUCUUGGGAAGGUGGCGUUGUGGACGCUGUUGGUGAGCUGCUUCUUGCUGGUUGUGUCGAGUUUGUUUUCUAGAAGCAAAUCUGCUCCGCAACGGCACAGAAAACCUAGGUCGUCGUCGUCGUCGUCUCACCGAAGGGCCAGAUCUCACUCCAGGUUGAGCUUACCAGGUGAGGCCAUCACUCUCAUUUCUGGAGACUUGAAUGCUUAGAUCUACGCCCACUUCUGCCUCCUCAAAAUCAAUGCCCAACUCCUCCCUCAUUUCUUGCUUUGAAGAGUUCGUGAGAGCUGCAACAAAAUCAUUUUUUUUUGUCGACAUUUUAUUCGAACUCUUAGUGAAUGUUUCAGUUGACAUAGGAAUAGUGAAAUUUUGGCCAUAAAAGCGUUUGGUUGUGUCCUUUGUUUCUUCAUUGUUUCUUUCUCAAGUGAGAUUCUUUUCUUUAUUUCUUACAUGGAUUGAAUACUAUGAUUUUGUGGUUGAUAGAUUUAGUGGGUGUUGAGCAUCCAGAUUGAAUAUUGGUUUCUGAGCACAGAGAACGUAAAGUUGUGAGUUUUGUUUGUCGGUA